UCGUCCUUACUUGUCAUGAAAUCCGUGUCGUAGUCUCCCCUUCGUCGACCUUCUCUCACACAGUCACAGCGCCACUUUUCUAGAGCGAGAGAUUGAGAGAAUCCACUUCACCGAAAUCAUUUCAAACACUGUUCAUGUCUUCGUCUUCAGAGUGACACAAAGCUUCGUCUGUCAAAGGGUUUUAGAGGCAUUAUAGUUUUUGGGAAGAGAAGGAAAUGGGAGAUACUGAAGAGGGUAACAUUGAUAUGAUGCAGAAGAUUCAGAACUCAUUUGGUGCAGGAUCAUCUUCCAUUGCUAAGCAAACCUUGUCAAUGAAUCAUCAACUCGAUAUACCCCACUUCAACCCUAAUCAAAUCCGCCCUAGACAUUUCCCGCAAUAUUCCCAAGCUCUGAACAGUGGGGAAAGUAGUAAAAGAGUCGGGAUACCACCUUCGCAUCCCAGCCAGAUCCCGCCCAUUUCGCCGUAUUCUCAGAUCCCGGUGUCCCGCCCUGCAAACCCUCAAGUGGGUUCACAGAAUUUGAGCCCGGGACCCUCUCACUCGCGAUCUUUAUCACAGCCCUCAUCGUUUUUCUCGCUUGACUCCUUACCUCCUCUGAGUCCAUCUCCCUUCCGUGACCCCCAUUCAGCCACUAUACCAGACCAUGUUUCUACUGAUGUGUCCAUGGAGGACAGGGAUGCUGGAGGUUCACAUUCUUUGUUGCCUCCGUCACCUUUCGCACGGAGUAAUUCACCUAGGGUUGGUGAGGCUUUACCUCCCCGGAAGGCCCAUAGGAGGUCUAAUAGUGAUAUUCCCUUUGGGUUUAGGUCAGUGAUGCAUUCAUCACCACCCCUUAUUCCUUUAAGAGGUUCAGUUGGCUUGGAGAGGUCCAUGCCAGGGAGGGAAAAUUCUGGAGUGGCCAAGCCAGCUCAGUUGGUUAAAAGAGAAUCGAGCUGGGAACGAGGCAGCGACAGCACUGCAGAAGGGAUGGGUGAGAGAAAAUCUGAAGGAGAAGUUGUUGAUGAUUUAUUUUCUGCUUAUAUGAAUUUGGAUAACAUUGAUGUUUUGAAUUCUUCUGGGACUGAUGAUAAGGGAAAUGAGAAUCGUGAAGAUUUGGAUAGUAGAGCUAGUGGGACCAAAACCAAUGGAGGUGACAGCAGCGAUAAUGAAGCUGAAAGUAGUGUAAAUGAAAAUGGCAACAGCUUGCAGGGGCAGGGAGCGGGAAUGAGUUUGUCAACUGAGAAACGUGAAGGGGUUAAGAGGAGUGCUGGGGGUGAUAUUGCUCCGACUACUAGACACUACAGGAGUAUGUCCAUGGACAGUUUCAUGGGCAAGUUGAACUUCGGUGAUGAGUCACCAAAACUCCCACCCUCACCUGGAACUCGUCCAGGGCAACUGUCACCAACUAAUUCCAUUGAUGGUAACUCAAAUGCUUUCAGUUUGGAAUUUGGAAAUGGGGAGUUCAGUGGGGCCGAGCUGAAGAAAAUUAUGGCAAAUGAGAAACUUGCCGAGAUUGCUCUAACUGAUCCAAAGCGAGCAAAAAGGAUUUUGGCAAAUCGUCAGUCAGCUGCUCGCUCUAAAGAGCGGAAGAUGCGUUACAUUUCGGAGUUGGAACAUAAGGUGCAGACUCUUCAGACAGAAGCUACCACAUUGUCUGCACAGCUCACACUCUUACAGAGGGACUCUGUUGGACUCACAAACCAGAACAAUGAGCUGAAGUUUCGUCUUCAAGCCAUGGAGCAACAAGCACAACUUCGGGAUGCUCUGAAUGAUGCUUUAACGGCUGAGGUUCGGCGACUUAAGCUGGCUACAGAACUGAGUGGUGAUUCUGAUCAAUCAAAGGCCAUGCUGAUCAAUGCCCAGCUUUUUCAGAUGCAACAGCAGCAGGCUGCCCAGCUCAACAUUCAUCAGCUGCAGCCACCACCACAGGCCCAGCAGCCACCACCACCACCACAGCAGCAGCAGACACCACCACCACAGCAGCAGAAUGGGAGCAACACUCCAAAACCCGAGUCAAACCCUUAGAUUAUGAAAGUUGGAGAAAGACCACCAAUCGUCUUUCUUAGUUAUCACUGCAUGAUAUUUGAUGAAAGCUCGUUUUGAUGCAUUCAUUCAUUAGUUCCAUCAUUAGUGUCGGAUUAGCAAUACCCACAGAUUCAGUGUGUAUUGCGAAUCCAUUAGUUUCCCAUCAUUAGUGUCGGAUUAGCAAUAACCACAGAUUCAGUUUGUAUUUGCUAAUCCAUGUCCAGUUGUCAUUUUAAGUCGCAGAGUCAUAUACAGGCCUUAAUAGUUAUAUAUGGGUUAUAACUAUAGAUUUUUAUUAUCAAAAUUUAUUUAUUCCUGGUAGAUAAAAGAAUUAUAUUUGGGUGUAAACCUUUUUUCAUAAGAUGGUCAUCUCUUCUAUCAGUCAAACUUUAGAAGAGUUGAAAUGAACUCUUCAUGUUUCGUUCA
Carica papaya (papaya) is the source of this 2429-nucleotide messenger RNA. RefSeq names its product Basic-leucine zipper (bZIP) transcription factor family protein. Gene Ontology annotation, molecular function: DNA-binding transcription factor activity. Lineage: Eukaryota; Viridiplantae; Streptophyta; Magnoliopsida; Brassicales; Caricaceae. The record is from RefSeq and is a predicted model, not a curated record. Gene Ontology annotation, biological process: regulation of DNA-templated transcription. Gene Ontology annotation, cellular component: nucleus.